Bathycoccus prasinos is the source of this 315-nucleotide messenger RNA. RefSeq lists its product with no specific name. The transcript has a single exon. Lineage: Eukaryota; Viridiplantae; Chlorophyta; Mamiellophyceae; Mamiellales; Bathycoccaceae. The record is from RefSeq and is a predicted model, not a curated record. The coding region runs from base 1 to 315 and encodes 104 amino acids.
AUGUCUGAAUUCACGCCUCCGUCGUAUUCCGGCGACCCGAACUCGGCGCGAUGCGAGCAAGAGUGCUUCACGCUCGGGUUUAUUAGUUUAAACGCGGCAGUUUUGAUGAAAUGUCUGGGAGGCUCGCGAUUACUUUUAGACGCCAGACCUAGAAUGAACGGAGACUUAGCCUUGGCCAUGGCGGAAGAAGCGGACAAUAAGAAACGAAGAAAGAAAGGGUUACCGGAAAUCAACCGACGAGAGAAGUUAGGGGCGACCCAGUUUAUGUGGCAACAGAGAUGGCAAGAGUAUUAUCGCGCGAGAAACGGAAUCUGA